Molecule: messenger RNA, 4895 nt
Organism: Vicugna pacos (alpaca)
Lineage: Eukaryota; Metazoa; Chordata; Mammalia; Artiodactyla; Camelidae
Gene: FAABTP
Product: transmembrane protein 19
Cellular component (GO): membrane
Source: RefSeq, a predicted model, not a curated record
UGCGCGCAGGAAGCGAGCCACCGGAGGCGGACACGCGGCGAAGCGUGGACUGAGCUCCAGGGCCCUUCGGCCCUGGCCCUCGGGCCCGGGCCCCUGAGGCGGCGCGGGCAGCCGUAGGGACGUGACCGCCCUCUGUCGCGCCGGGCUCGCUGCCGGGACUCUGAGUUCGGGCUCCGCCACCCUGGCUCUGUGCGCCACCAACCCCAGGCGUCAGCGCGGGGAUGGGGGCGAGGGGCGGAGCUCGCCAUCCUGGGCCGCUGAUUGGCUGCCUCAGCUGCCCUUUCACCUUCCCGGCGGCGGAGUUGACGUGUGAAGCGACCGCAGUCCGCCAGCCGGCGCUCUGAGGCACUGCGCUUGGCUUUUCCAGUGAGGCGUCAGCCUCGUCCAGGCUCCAGCAGCAGCGCUCCACCAACCCAGUUUCCGGAAGUAGUUUGGGUUUAUAGUAUUUCGUCGGCCAGUGGAAGAUGUUGGAAAUUAUGUUCGCCUCUGCACGAAUGUUUUGCUGGCAAUUUAAAUGACUUUAUUUUUCUCAGAAACGCAGGCUAUUUUCUCCCCUAGAUGUUCUUAUCUUUAUUUUUCAUGACAGAUCUUGACGACAGUAUAUACAAAAAAUAUUUAAAGAUGAUAACUAACAUAGUUAUAUUGAGCUUGAUCAUUUGCAUUUCUUUAGCUUUCUGGAUUCUGUCUAUGACUGCAAGCACCUAUUAUGGUAAUUUGCAGCCUGUUUCUCCUUGGCGUUGGCUGUUUUCUGUUGUUGUUCCUGUCUUGAUCGUCUCUAAUGGCUUUAAAAAGAAAAGUCUAGAUCACAGUGGGGCUUUAGGAGGGCUUGUGGUUGGAUUUAUCCUGACCAUUGCAAAUUUCAGCUUUUUUACCUCUUUGCUGAUGUUUUUUCUUUCUUCCUCGAAACUCACUAAAUGGAAGGGAGAAACAAAGAAGCGUCUAGAUUCAGAAUACAAGGAAGGUGGGCAGAGGAAUUGGAUUCAGGUGUUCUGUAAUGGAGCCGUGCCCACCGAGCUGGCCCUGCUCUACAUGAUCGAAAACGGCCCUGGAGAAAUCCCGAUCGACUUUUCCAAGCAGUACACUGCUUCCUGGAUGUGUUUGUCUCUCUUGGCUGCGCUGGCCUGCUCUGCUGGAGACACGUGGGCUUCAGAAGUUGGCACUGUUCUGAGUAAAAGCCCGCCGAGGCUGAUAACAACCUGGGAGAAAGUUCCAGUUGGGACCAACGGAGGGGUUACGAUGGUGGGCCUUGCCUCCAGUCUCCUUGGUGGGACCUGUGUGGGUAUCGCGUACUUCCUCACACAGCUGGUUUUUGUUAACGACUUGGACAUUUCUGCUCCCCAGUGGCCAAUUAUUGCAUUUGGGGGUCUGGCUGGAUUACUAGGAUCAAUUGUGGAUUCCUAUUUAGGAGCUACCAUGCAGUUUACUGGUUUGGAUGAAAGCACUGGCAUGGUGGUCAGCAGCCCAGCAAAUGAGGUGAAGUGCAUAGCAGGGAAACCCAUUCUUGAUAACAAUGCAGUGAAUCUGUUUUCUUCUGUCCUUAUUGCUCUCUUGCUCCCAACAGCUGCUUGGGGUUUUUGGCCCAGGCAGUGAACUUUAUUUCAUUUUACAAAGGUUACAACUGUGGUCAGUUCAGCAAAAUUUGCAAUUCCAGGUUUCAUCCCAAGAACAAUAAUGUAAUGACAAAGCAGAAGUGCCAGCUCCUUCCCUAUUCCAUUAGGAUGGAAUUCCACAUUUUUUCUCUCAUUAACUUCCUUGUAACAGCUGACAUCUUUCUGCUGAAAAACAAGAGUCAUAGAAUUUAUCCAUAUUUUUCUUCUGCUGAGUGGACCUUCUUGUGCAGUGAAGCUAUAAUGUCCCUAUAUACUGAACUUAAAGUUCCUACAUAGUAGAUAUAAAUCUUGUUUUAUUUGUUUAAAUGAGUAUGGGGACUAAAAGUAAUAACGUUUUUAAAUGGUUCUUGAUUGUGGUGGAGAAAUGCCACUGUGCCAUUGAUCCAAAUGUUGUAUCUGUUUUAAGUAUUUUACAAAGAUGUGUGUGGAAGCCUGAAUAAGAGUACUGUCAUAGAAUUCUCCCAUUAUUUUCCGUUUAUUUCUGUGGAAAGUGUGGAGUUUGAUUUCUGCUAAGCUGUGAGAUUUACUCCACAUUUGUUCUUCCUUCCUCAGAGUUAAUAAUAGGGGAAAAAAAAAGUAAGUGUCUUUCAUGUGAACAGUAGAAUGCAUGAAAAAAAUUAUUUUUAAGUAAAAGCAAAGGGCAUAUAUCUUCUGUCUAAAAAAAUGUGCACCUUACUAUAUAUUUCAGUUGGUAAGAAAUUCUCUCAAAUUUAAUAUUUUUUAAUGUAUUUUCUAGCUUUCUUUGAAAUUUUAUAGGAAUCUGGUUUACAUUGGCAUCUUAAACAGUGAAAGAGUCACUGGAAAAUGGCUGUAAUUAUUUUACUUGCUGUCCUAGAAUUCACUGGAAGAUGCUGUGAAUUCCUGUUACGUACCUUCUAAGUUGCGCUUCCCUUAACAUUAUAGCCUUAACCAAAGUAAAUUCCACUUUUCAGUUUUGCUCUUCACCAUUAUUUACCAUGUGCUAGUGGGGUCUGAGAUGGUAUGGGUUAUUGUGCUGAAAGGAUUUUGAAAUACUUCUCAUGUCAUUUCCAUACCUUUCUUCUCCUGCCCCUUUUGCAUUCAUAGAAAAAUUGAGAAAUUCCGUGAAUAAACCACUCUCAGAGUAGAUAAAGUUUAGAAUUCUUUAUUGGUGACCCUACUACAGUGAUUGUCUAGAACUGACUUGGUUCAGAAAGAAUUUUUUUUUAAAAAACCAAACAUUGACAUGGUUUAAGCCUUAAGCCAGGCAGCUCAACCAUUGGUUUUCAACAUUGCGUGUACAUUGGAAUCCCCGGAGCAUCUUUUUUAAAAAAUGCUAGUGUCUGGGAUUCACCCGAAGAUUCUGAUUUACCUGGUUUGAGGUACAGCCUGGAUAUUGGGACUUUUUAAAGCUCUGACUGUCCCUUAGAAUCAUGUAGGGAGUGUUUAAAAACACCGUUGCCAAGGCCCCUCUCUAAACCAAGUAAAUCAGAAUGUCUGAAAGUGAGGUCCAUGCCUGGGUUAGUUUUAGAGAGCUCCCUGGGAGAGCCUAAUGUUUAAACAGGUUGAGAACUACGAACUCGGAAUCUUCUUGCACAGAUGUCAAAUCAUUAUGAAGGUAAUGUUGUAGGUCAAUCAUAGUUCAAUAAAAAAAGACAAAGGAAAAAAAAGAAUAGCCUGUACUGAAGGAAGUCUCGGAAGAGUGGGGCUUCCAUUUUUGUGCAGAUGACUGUCAGCAGCGGUGCUGUAUGCUGUCUUGAUGGAAGGAUAGCUUCUGGUAAUUACAGUGUCUUAGCUGUAUCACUUACCACAUCAUUCCUGCGUCAGUUUUGUGUGCAGCCUCUUUACUCCUACAGCUGUUCUAACAUGCCUUUGCUCUCCUUUCCUGGCAGUUUAGCCUCAUGAUAUACUAUGGGACACAAAUACUUAUUGGAACCAUUUGGGGGUUUGAUAGACUCAUCACACCAUUAACAGUUUGGGGACGUAACUGCUUUACAGCCCUUUAUUUGAAAACCUAGAGCUAGGUUGUGUUUCGGAAUCAAAAUUUUGCAGAUUUCAGGAAAGUGAUAGGGUACCUGUGAAGUAUUUUUCUUAGAAUUCCCAGAAGAGUCUAAGGUGGCACUCAUUAUCAGACACACUAAUAUUUCUGUGGUGAAUAUACGAAUAACACCAGUAAGUGUGAUAACAAGACUGUGAAGAGUCAGAUCACGUUUUGUCACCAAAUUUAGGGAGGAACUUUCUGUUUUCUGAGCUUUUUGGGGGUGUGCUAAAAAAAAACCUCUUUUUUUUUAAUCUUACAUAUAUUUUACUGUCACAUCCUUUAUAAUUUGGAUGUUUAACUUAUUCAGCCUAUUCGUCCUCUUUACUGAGUGAGCAGUUUAUGUAAAAAACACUUUUGGUGGAAAAGACCUCCAUAUAACCACAUAAUGAAAUAACAUACUACUGCCUGCCUAGGCAGCCUAAAGGCAUACAGACUGUUUCCUACCACGUGUUACACGGUAGGAGAGAGCAAGGCGCAUGUGGCUUAGGGAGCUCCCGAAGGAGGCCUGAAGAUGUCAAGGGGGGUAUUUGAAGACUUAUCAGAUGGAGCCCCCAGAACUGUGAAUUGAUACAACAGAUCACUCAAUUCUUGGCUUGAGUUGUCUCUGCCUCAGCCCACGUGCAUACAUCUCUUUCUUAUUUCCAGCUGCUUUAUAUGUAGGAUGCCGGCUUCAGAAAUGCCAACUUUAUCCCAAUUAGGUGCAGGCCUAGUACAGGGGAGAUCAUGUGAGGCAGCACAUUGUAGGCUUUGCCACAUGCCUGCAGUGUGAACAGCUGCUGCCCGUGGGCACGGUGGGUGUGCUGGAGCCCCAUCAUCUGGUGUGCCUGGUGCCGUCACAGCGAGAGAACACUGUACUUAGCCAUCCAGUCCCAGGUGACAUGUACCUGCUUGAAACAUGAAAGCACAAGGAUGCAGCUUAAUUAUUUAAUCUCCAGAUGGAGUACUGUUGCUGUAACUCCAAAUGGUCCUGAACAUUUUUAAAAUAUGUAAGUGUUCCGGUGUGUUGGGGAGGGUAUAGCUCAAGUGGUAGAGUGUGUGCUUAGCAUGCACGAGGUCCUGGGUUCAAUCCCCAGUUUCUCCGAUAAAAAUAAAUAUAUAAACAAACCUAAUUACCCCCCCAAAAAAUUCUAAAAAUAAAAAAAGUUUAAAAAACAUAUACAUAUAUAUAUGUGUGUGUAUAUAUAUAUAUAUAAAGUGUUCAAUAUAGUUUUGUUAAUUAAGUUUGACUUAACUAACUGAAAGUUGAUCAUCAAAAACAUAUUUCUGGAAGAAAAUAAAAAAUUCAA